Molecule: messenger RNA, 1088 nt
Organism: Harmonia axyridis
Lineage: Eukaryota; Metazoa; Arthropoda; Insecta; Coleoptera; Coccinellidae
Gene: Oscillin
Product: glucosamine-6-phosphate isomerase
Exons: 6
Coding region: 182-997 (271 amino acids)
Biological process (GO): carbohydrate metabolic process; N-acetylneuraminate catabolic process; D-glucosamine catabolic process
Cellular component (GO): cytoplasm
Molecular function (GO): glucosamine-6-phosphate deaminase activity; identical protein binding
Source: RefSeq, a predicted model, not a curated record
UGUGAAUUGGCCUUCAUGAAGUGAAAAUUAAAUUUAAUGAUAUUUGGGCUAAGUAGAACCGAAAGUUGGAUUAAUCCAAAACUAUGUAAUGUAUAAUAUUAUUUUCGAAUGUUAGUUUGGCUACUACUUGUUGAGUCAAAAAACGCAAAUGAUUUAGAUCUGCGGUACCUAAUUUUCGAAAAUGCGUUUGAUUAUUUUGGAUAAUGUUAAUGCAGUUGGAGAAUGGGCUGCCAAAUAUGUAAUGAAGCGUAUCAAUGACUUCAAACCAGGACCAAAUAAAUAUUUCGUUCUUGGUUUACCUACAGGUGGUACACCACUUGGUAUGUACAAAAAACUUGUUGAGUAUGUAAAAGCUGGAAAGGUAUCAUUUGAAUAUGUUAAAACUUUCAACAUGGAUGAAUAUGUUAGUUUGGACCGAAAUCACCCAGAAAGUUACCAUUUUUAUAUGUGGAACAAUUUUUUCAAACAUAUUGAUAUUAAACCAGAAAAUGUGCAUAUCCUAGAUGGAAAUGCAGAAGAUUUGUCUAUUGAAUGUGAAAAUUAUGAGCAAAAAAUUCAAGAAGCAGGGGGAAUAGAAUUAUUCAUUGGAGGUAUUGGACCCGAUGGACAUAUAGCUUUCAAUGAACCAGGAUCUUCUCUUGUUUCAAGAACAAGAGUAAAAACAUUAGCUCAAGAUACGCUAGAGGCUAAUGCCAGAUUUUUCAACAACGAUAUGAGUAAAGUACCUAAGCAAGCACUCACUGUAGGUGUAGGUACAGUAAUGGAUGCAAAAGAAGUAUUGAUAUUAGUAACUGGCACUGCAAAAUCUUUUGCUCUAUAUAAAGCAAUAGAAGAAGGUGUCAACCAUAUGUGGACUGUGUCUGCCUUCCAACAACAUCGCAAUACCAUAAUGGUAUGUGAUGAAGAUGCAACCUUAGAACUGAAGGUUAAAACAGUGAAAUAUUUCAAGGGUUUGAGUGCACUACAUAAUCAACUUAUUGGACAAUACAUUGUAUAAAUUAAGAACUAUUUGUAUGUUUUGUACUGAAAAUAUUUUAUGUACCCAUAUUUUAAAAUGAAAUUUAAGUAAUUAUAUUUUUUCGAUUUUA